Drosophila subpulchrella is the source of this 1514-nucleotide messenger RNA. Its product is annotated as CCA tRNA nucleotidyltransferase 1, mitochondrial. The coding region runs from base 1 to 1437 and encodes 478 amino acids. Gene Ontology annotation, biological process: RNA processing. The transcript is spliced from 2 exons. The record is from RefSeq and is a predicted model, not a curated record. Lineage: Eukaryota; Metazoa; Arthropoda; Insecta; Diptera; Drosophilidae. Gene Ontology annotation, molecular function: RNA binding; nucleotidyltransferase activity.
AUGAAUGGCCCUCGCUGCCUCGCCAAGCUGUCCACACGUGCGUUAGCAUCCCUUGCGCUAAACCUCAGACAGAGAAGUCGCUGGAUGAAGACCAUGGCCGUACAUAUGUCACCACGAGAGCCCUCUCCGGAAUUGAUCGCCCAGCUGGGGAAACCGCCCAGGAUGCGCACGAAUCCGGCUUUCAAAAAGGUUCAAACGCCCGAGUUCCAAAGCAUAUUCACCCCCGAGCUGAAGGAGCUUGUGGGUCUCUUCGAUAAGUACGACUAUGAGCUGCGGAUCGCUGGCGGUGCUGUGCGCGACAUCCUGAUGAGCAUUCCUCCGAAGGACAUCGACCUGGCCACCACUGCCACUCCGGAGCAGAUGAAGGAGAUGUUCGAGAAGGAGGAGGUGCGGAUGAUCAACGCGAACGGCGAAAAGCACGGCACCAUCACUCCCCGGAUCAAUGACAAGGAGAACUUCGAGGUCACCACACUGCGCAUCGACAUCCGCACCGAUGGACGCCACGCGGAGGUGAUGUAUACCACCGACUGGCAGCUGGACGCUAACCGCCGUGAUCUGACCAUCAACUCCAUGUUCUUGGGCUUCGAUGGCACCGUAUACGACUACUUCUAUGGCUACGACGAUCUCCAGGAGCGUCGCGUGGUCUUUGUGGGCGAUGCGGAUGUCCGGAUCAAGGAGGACUUUCUUCGCAUUCUACGCUAUUUCCGAUUCUACGGACGCAUAGCGAAUGAAGAAAAUAACCACGAUGAGGCCACUCUGGCUGCCAUUAAGGAGAAUGCAGGGGGCCUUGCAAGGAUAAGCGGAGAGCGGAUCUGGACAGAGCUGCAAAAGAUAGUGGUGGGGAAUUACGGACCCGCCUUGCUGCUGGAGAUGCAUCGUUGCAACCUAUUCGAGCACAUUGGUCUGCCUGUCGAGCCCAACUUGGAGGAGUUCGAGCGACUUUGCGCUGCUCUAGAGCACUUCGAGAAACCGCAUUAUCCCAUUUUGUACAUGACGGGGAUGCUGCACUCUGCGGAAGAUGCCAUGGCGAUGCACAAACGCCUGAAGCUAUCCGCCUACGAAAGGGACCUGGCCAGGUUUAUCACUCAGGAGCGGGAGAAGGUUGGCACAGAUUACACCACCCUGCGCGACUACCAAAAACUGUGCUUGCAGAAGUACAUUCAACGGGAUUACGUGGAACAGUUGCUUAAAUACUCCGACAAACAGGAACUCUACAAUCAGCUCAAGUCGUGGGUCAAGCCUAAUUUUCCAAUUAGAGGAAAUGCGUUGGCUGAGCACGGUCUUAAGGGGAUACGACUUGGUCUGGUUAUGGACGAACUAAAACUCCUUUGGGCAGACAGUGACUUCCAAUUAAGCUACGAUGAUCUGGUGAAAAGGAUUCCUGACGUCUUGGAAAAGAUACCAAGUUCACCCAGUAAAGUAAAAAGUAUGAAGUAGUUCUGAUUCCAUCUUGAGCUUUCCUACCCUCGUGGGUAUGUUUAUUAAAGUUUUUAUGACCACUUGAUAGAAUGUUA